Molecule: messenger RNA, 2755 nt
Organism: Larimichthys crocea (large yellow croaker)
Lineage: Eukaryota; Metazoa; Chordata; Actinopteri; Sciaenidae
Product: cyclin-Y
Exons: 11
Coding region: 470-1510 (346 amino acids)
Biological process (GO): regulation of cyclin-dependent protein serine/threonine kinase activity
Molecular function (GO): protein kinase binding
Source: RefSeq, a predicted model, not a curated record
CUGUCACUCCUCCUCUGUCGUCUCUGUUCUGUUCUUUUGUAACCACCCACUUGAACCGGAACCUUUUCUCGGGAUUUGCAGCCCUCCCUAUCGGUCUAUCGCCCUGACAGCCAGCCACAACACCGAUCCACACACACACCGAGCGCCCGUCAGCGCUCAUCUCUUCCCGGUGGAGGAUGCGUCCUGUUUCACGAUGUCGGCCCGUUCCUCGCAUCAGCUACUACCGGUGGAAGUGACAUACCCAUCCCUCUGUGACAGCCUCUCCGUGGACACCGACGACUGACAGGACGCAGGGACGCUGCUACACGGAUGCACCCUUAUGCGCUCUGGUGAUCCACGGUGACCGGUUCGCCUCGGUGGUGGUGGUGGUGUUUGGUGUUUGGUGACCCAUCGUUAAAAACUCUAAGGAUUAACACACACACAUCCUACCUAUCCAUCUAUCUCAGGGGGGGUUGCUAAAGGUUGAAAGAUGGGGAGCACGACCUCUUGCUGCGUAUCUGCCAGCCCAAAGCUCCGCAGAAAUGCGCACUCCAGGCUGGAGUCGUACCACCAGGAGUCGGAGCUGAGCAGAGAGGAGACGGGAUGCAACCUGCAGCACAUCAGCGACAGGGAGAACGUCGACGAGAUGAAUAUGGAGUACAAUCCGUCAGACCAUCCGCGGGCCAGCACCAUAUUCCUCAGCAAAUCCCAGAACGAUGAGGUUCCCUUCAGGAGUGUGCGAGAUAAACGAAAAAACCAUCUCUUCAUCAAUAAUCAUGGCAAGUCAAAGCGGAAAUACAGCUCCUGCUCCACCAUCUUCCUGGACGACAACACGGUCAGCCAGCCCAACCUCAAAUACACCAUCAAAUGCGUAGCUCUGGCGAUUUACUACCAUAUAAAAAACAGGGACACAGAUGGAGGAAUGCUGCUCGAUAUAUUUGAUGAGAGGCUUCAUCCUCUUUCAAAAUCAGAGGUGCCGUUGGACUAUAACCAACAGGAUCCGGAGCAGAAGCAGAUCUACCGGUUUGUCAGGACGUUGUUCAGCUCCGCUCAGCUGACUUCUGAAUGUGCCAUCGUCACACUGGUGUACCUGGAGAGGCUCCUGACCUACGCAGAGAUCGACAUCUGUCCGGGUAACUGGAAGAGGAUCGUUCUCGGUGCUAUCCUGCUGGCCUCCAAAGUCUGGGACGACCAGGCUGUGUGGAACGUCGACUACUGCCAGAUCCUCAAAGAUAUCACUGUGGAGGACAUGAAUGAGUUGGAGCGGCAGUUUCUGGAGCUGCUGCAGUUCAACAUCAACGUGCCGUCCAGCGUCUACGCCAAGUAUUACUUUGACCUGCGGUCGCUUUCAGAGACCAACAACCUCAGCUUCCCCCUGGAGCCGCUCAGCAGAGACAAGGCCCAAAAACUAGAGGCUAUUUCCAGGCUAUGCGAUGACAAGUACAAGGACGUACGGAGAGCUGCGAGGAAGCGCUCGGCCAGCAUGGACAAUCUCUGUGGGAUCAGAUGGGUUCCUGCAAUCCUCUCCUAACCACUGUUUAUCCGCCAGUGUACUGAACACUGAACAUCCGGCUGCAGACACCGAAACAGACCCAAUGUGGUCGAGUUUUUAAAAAAAAACUUCAGUUUGGAUACGCAGGUAAUACCAAGCGAGACGUGGAACUCGGUGGAGCGGUGGUUGAAAAGUGAAAUCACCUUCAAACUGGAUCUGUAGGAGACGAGGUGGACGCCAGAGAGGGAGAACACGAUACCUUCACAGUGCCUCAACUCUUCUGUUCAUGAAAGAGAGAAGCGACUUCCAGGUUGUUGUAUCAUCUGUUCAGAGAGAAUCCAGCUUUGGACCAGUCGAGAAGGACGAGACAGCUGUGAAAACUUCCUAGGACAUGAAUCUGUCUUAAAGCAUCAGUUUGUCUAGACUAGUCUGUGUCUGAUUCCUUUGAAAGAUUUGACAUAACCUGCCUUUGAGACGGCCCCGCGACUUCACCAUGAAGCCUAUUAUUUAUUUGAGUUGAUGAACUUCUGUGAAGGGUUGCGGCCGUAGUACCUGCAGAGUUUCAAACAACAGUAGCAUAGCACUGGUUAUUUAUUUCCUUUGAUGGGACUUAGAAUAAUAAUAAAAAAAAAAGUGUUAGCAAGUUUUCUCCUUUUGGGAAUCUUUCUAUUGAAAGUUUACAGUAUUUCUAAUAGUUUACCUCUCAAUACUCAGGUAGUCCGUUUCAUCUUUUGAUUUAUUGUGCUGCUCCUCGUUUGAAUAUACCGAGAGCUGAAACACAGAUGACGACGAUUGACAAACGGAUUGCGGAUGGAAGGAGCCAGAGCGAAUAAAGGACUGUGACAAACAUUCCCACAGAUGUCACUGAUACAUUCCCAGUUUGGCGACUUAAUUAUGGGCUUAAUGACUACCGUCUUUAUUUUUCAGACUGUAUAACAUCAAAUAAAGAUAAAGAAGUUUUCCAGAGAUUUUGACUUUGGUCACACAGCUCUCUGCUGACAUCUAGUGGAUAUUUGAGCGUUGCAGAAAUCAUUUCAGGUUGUGGGUCACCUCACCCCUGAAAAAAACGUGUACUGGUAACUAUUAAAGAUUUAUGCCUCUAUUCCAAUACACUGAUGGAGUUAUGUUGCACCUUACAGAAUAGUUUUCUAACAAGCACACUCUGGUCAGCAAAGGGCCACACAUGCUUUUUUAAAAUGUAUUCAGUGUUAUGAAGCUAAAUAACAAGUUUUCUUCAAUACAUUUGGGAAAUUGUAAAAAUAAAAAGUGUUAUACUCAAUGCCA